CUUCCCGCGGGGAAGUAGAGAACAACCUUUUCUCUUUUAUAUCUUUUUCUUUAAUCAACUACCUCAUCCCAGGGUAGGAGUCUGCACUUCCCAUGUUAUUGUCCUCGCCCUGUGGAGCCCGGAGAACGAACCCACAGCGCAGUUCGGAGCGCGGCCGGGCCCCCGCACGCCCGCGGCGCCGCAGCGCCCCCGCCGCGCUCUGAUUGGGCGCCGAAGCCCGGCGGCGCGGCCUCGGCAGGCUGAGGGGCGGCGGGCGCUGGCGGCUCUAGGGCGGUUCGAGCGCCAGGGGAGCUCCGGGAAAACAAUGAAUCUGUUUCUGGAGCUUCUCCUGUUCCUGGUCACGCUGCUCUACUCCUACCUGGAGGCUUUUGUGAAGCUCUUCGUGCCUGUGAGGAAGAAGUCUCUCAGCGGGGAGCUGGUGCUCAUCACGGGCGCUGGCCAUGGCGUCGGGAGAGCGACCGCCUUGGAGUUCGCCAAGCGCCAGAGCAGACUGGUUCUGUGGGACAUCAAUAAGCACGGCAUUGAGGAGACGGCAGCAGAAUGCCAGAAGCUGGGAGCCACCGUUCAAACCUUCGUGGUGGACUGCAGCAAACGGGAGGAGAUCUACAGCGCUGCAGACAAGGUGAAGAAGGAUAUUGGGGAUGUGACUAUCCUGGUGAACAACGUUGGUGUGAUUACAGCUGCCGACUUUCUGUCAACUCAGGACCACCAAAUAGAAAGGAUGUUUGAAGUCAACAUUCUGGGUCACAUGUGGACCACGAGAGCUUUCCUGCCAGUCAUGAUGGACAACAACUAUGGGCACAUUGUCACGGUGGCUUCAGCAGCAGGUCAUUUUGUGACUCCUUUCAUGGUGACAUAUUGCUCUUAUGUGUUUGCUCUCCUGUGUAGACUUGGAAAGAUUUUGGAGAUUGAAGAAGUCGUAGAGGCUUUGAUGGAAGGAAUAGUGACCAACCAGAAAAUGAUUUUCGUUCCACCACAGCUAAACAUUGCUUUGCUUUCUGAAAUGGUGUUUCCAGAACGUGCCCUGAACCUUCUGAAGAAGAUGACCAUUCCAAAGUUUGAUGCAGUCAUUGGGCAGAGAAGCCCCCAGUGAAAAGCAAGAAUUGAUUCUCAUUUCCCAGAGGCACCAGUGAAAAGAGAACAUGUGCUGAGCAUAGUUCAGCUGGCUUGAUUCAGAACAGAGCUCAGGCAGGUGCUUCCAGGCCACCAUUCCCAGGCACACCUAAGGGCUCAUCCCACACCUCCAGCUGGAACACACCUGCAUAACAGGGAGUGUUAGCAAAGCAGUGAUGCAGCUCCAGAAGGGCUGCUUUUAAUGUACAUCCCAUCACUUUUGUCUCAUUGUGCUGAGGCAGGCAGGAUGCUCACAAAACCCGUGUUUGCCCACAGCUCCCCAGUUGACUGUAAAUGGAUUGCCUGACAACAUGUUCAUCUGGACUCAUCCCUGAGCAAAAGCAUCUUGCAAGAAGCAAUUUAUAGAGGAGGUGGGUGGCCUGUUUCAUCUCUCUUAAUAAUUUUAAGUUUACAAAAAUGUGCUCUAAUGAACACUUAUGGUUUCGUGUGCGAUUGUAAUGAGCAUAAUUGAAUUAAUUAUUUGU
Vidua macroura (Pin-tailed whydah) is the source of this 1598-nucleotide messenger RNA. RefSeq names its product estradiol 17-beta-dehydrogenase 11-like. Bases 305 to 1093 code for a protein of 262 amino acids. Lineage: Eukaryota; Metazoa; Chordata; Aves; Passeriformes; Viduidae. Gene Ontology annotation, molecular function: oxidoreductase activity, acting on the CH-OH group of donors, NAD or NADP as acceptor. The record is from RefSeq and is a predicted model, not a curated record. Gene Ontology annotation, cellular component: lipid droplet. The transcript is spliced from 6 exons.